GUUAAGGCUUGAGCUGUUGCUGCUCUCUUUUUUUUUCCUUUCCAGUUCCCCUUCACCUGCAACUCUGUUAUUACCAGUACCUCUUAUCUACAUAAAGGCAGUACACUGGCAGGCAGGGCAGCACAUUCCAAGCUGGUUGAGUUUUGCUUGCAACAGCACAGCUGGGUGCUCACCUUUAAUUAGGAAUUUAGGAAGGCUGUCAGCUCCAACUCUAGCUCUGAACCCCCAAUCAUAAAACCAUCCCCUUCGCUGCAGGUUUCUCUGUCCUGUCCUGCCAUCAUUCCUGCCUCCUGCUCUCUCUCUCUCCCUACUCUUCUCUUCUCUCCUUUCCUCUUGAGAGGAAAGGGAGAGAGGAGGAGGAGGAGCAAUCAGCCAAGAAUCUUCUUCUUCUUCUUCUUCUCCUGAUCUCUUCUUGUUCAUCACCAGGCAGAGCAUAUACUUCAUGGCUGCUGGACAAGGCCCCGUGGUGCCCAAGUUCGGAUCAUGGGACGCCGAGAACAUCGGCUACACCGUCUUCUUCGACAAGGUGCGCGAGAACAAGACCGCGCCCACGCCGGCGCCGGCGCCGGCGCCCAAGGCGGCGGCGCACGACGGCUACGAGUUCGACCCCUACGAGCACUACGAGAACCUGAGCAGGAACGUCCCGUCGCGCCCGCCCAGCUCGCACCACCACCGGCAGGCGCCGCCGCCGCAGCAGCAGCAGCACCACUACCCGGCGUCGCAGCGCAGCGGCGGCAAUGGGUACCACCGGAGGACCGGCAGCAACGGCAGCAGCGCGGCGUCGGAGGCCAGCAGCCGCGGCAGCAAGUUCUCGCCUCCCAGGCCGUACCAGCCGCGGUACAGCAACAACGGCUACCCCGCGGCGCAGCAGGCCGCCGCCGGCGGCGGCGGCGGCUACGGCUACGGCUACGGCCCCGGCGCCGGCGCGUACGACGCUCCGCCCCAGAUGCAUCACCACCACCACCACCACCACCAACACGCCGCGCCGCCGAAGGUGGCCGCCUCACCGCCGCGCCACGCGCCGCCACCGCCGGUAAGCCGCGCGACGGCGAAGGCGCCGUCGGCCGUGCCCAAGUUCGGCGUGUGGGACGAGCAGAACGCGGCGGCGGCGGGGCAGGGCUUCACGGUGCAGUUCGAGAAGGUGAAGCGGCACCGGGAGGUGGCGAAGGCCGCCGCCGCCGCGCCGGACGUCACGCCGCGCAUGUCGCCGGAGCUGGCGGCGCCGGCGCGGCAUCAUCCCCGGAGAAAAGCCAAGAGGUCCUUCCUAUCAAAGGUGUACAGAUGCAUGUUUCCAAGGGUCAGGGAAUGAUGCAAGAAGCUGGAUUAAUGCUAAUCCAACUUAAUUAAUUAAUGUAAUACUUCCAAUCGUAUACUUAUUUUCGUUGUAAUUAAUUAAUUUGUUCGUUCUUGUUCUUUAUCACAAAAUAUGAUGAGCUUGGCACAUGUAUGUACCUGCCUAAUCUUUCCGCGGAAUUUUCAUUAUUAUUAUAGUUCAUAUAUAGUGAAAAUUUACAUGUAUUCCCCUUCGCAAUCUCGUCCUCUGGCUCAAACGAUCAUUUUGAAACGGGAAA
Molecule: messenger RNA, 1571 nt
Organism: Oryza brachyantha (malo sina)
Lineage: Eukaryota; Viridiplantae; Streptophyta; Magnoliopsida; Poales; Poaceae
Product: RPM1-interacting protein 4-like
Exons: 3
Coding region: 443-1309 (288 amino acids)
Source: RefSeq, a predicted model, not a curated record